CCUUUCAAUGGACGAAAGUGCCAGAUUUGUCCGUGUUAUCUAAUAUUAUCAUUCUGAGUGUCCAUAUUUGUUUUGGAGCGAUCGGGAAUUGUUCACGUUUGCUGUGAGAGACAGAGCUGGUGUCAAACAUGCCUAGAAAUCAACGCCAUCCAAGCAGGGAACCGCCGAGAGAGGAAUUAUCGCCGCUCGUUUGAAGCAUAUCUCGAUUAUUUUUGUCAAAUAAGGAAACCUUACAAGAUAGCUGGCUAGCUAACGUUAGCUUGAUAGAUAGCUAGGUUAUAGCUCCACCACAAAACCAAAAAUCCAACAAAAGACCGGGAUUGGAUCUACGAUCACAGCAAAGAAAACCUAUAGGCGGUAAUGGGUGCAUUCCUUGACAAGCCGAAGACAGAGAAGCACAGCGCCCAUGGUGAGGGCAAUGGGCUGCGUUAUGGCCUGAGCUCCAUGCAGGGCUGGCGGGUGGAAAUGGAGGACGCCCACACAGCCGUGGUGGGUCUUCCCCAUGGACUCACCGACUGGUCCUUCUUUGCUGUCUAUGACGGCCAUGCCGGCUCCCGAGUGGCCAACUACUGCUCUGGCCACCUGCUGGAACACAUCCUUUCAGGAGGGGCCGACUUUGGCUCGGGAGCUGGUUCCGUGGAGGGCGUGAAGGAUGGCAUCCGCUCGGGCUUCCUGAAGAUCGACGAGUACAUGCGCAGCUUCUCUGACUUGCGGCAGGGCCUGGACCGCAGUGGCUCCACGGCGGUGGGCGUGCUGCUCAGCCCCACCCACCUCUAUUUCAUUAACUGUGGUGACUCACGGGCCGUGCUGAGCCGAGAUAGAAGGGUGGGCUUCUCCACCCAGGACCACAAGCCCUGCAACCCCCGUGAGAAGGAGCGCAUCCAGAAUGCAGGCGGCUCAGUCAUGAUCCAGAGGGUCAACGGCUCCCUGGCUGUAUCCCGGGCCUUGGGGGACUACGACUACAAGUGUGUGGAUGGCAAGGGUCCUACGGAGCAGCUGGUGAGCCCAGAGCCUGAGGUGUGUGUGCUGGAGCGGGCGGCGGAGGGAGAUGAAUUUGUAGUGCUGGCUUGUGACGGCAUCUGGGAUGUUAUGUCCAAUGAGGAGCUGUGUGAGUUUGUCCGCUCACGGCUACAGGUGUGCGAUGACCUGGAGAAGGUGUGCAACUCAGUGGUGGACACCUGCUUGCACAAGGGGAGCAGGGAUAAUAUGAGUGUGGUGUUGGUAUGUUUACCCGGAGCUCCUAAAAUCUCAGAGGAGGCUGUGAAGAAAGAAGAGGAACUAGAUAAAUACCUUGAAACUCGAGUUGAAGAGCUCUUGGGGGUGUGUGGGGAGGAGGGAGUCCCUGACCUCAUGUCUGUCCUGAGGAGCAUUGCCACAGAGAUCAUCCCCAACCUCCCUCCAGGUGGAGGCCUGGCCAGCAAACGGAGUGUGAUCGAGGCAGUAUACAACAGGCUGAACCCUCACAGAGAAGAUGAAGGGGCCUGUGCGGGGGGAGGCAGUGCUGGAGAGGAGGAGAGUGAGGAGGGAGGUGGCAGCACAGCGGCACACCUGCUGGAGGCUCUCCGCCAGCUUCGCCUGCACAACCGGGGGCAGUACCGCGCAGUGUUGGAGGAGUCCCUGGCCGCGUACCGCCUGCAGGGAGACAAUGCCACUGGGGAGACCAAGGGGAGCUCAGGCUCUGACAACAACCAGCUUUCUGACGGCAAGGAGCAGCCUGCCUCCCCUCCUGCCCCCCCCUCGCCCCCACCCUCACCUGUCAGCGCCGAGCCGGAGGCCAGCCAAGACACACCCUCCCACAUCGACUUAGGCCAGCCUGAUCCUUCCUCUGCUUGACCUUCCCCUCAGCCACCCCCCUACCCCAACCCCCCUGACCUCAGAGCUCCAGUCCGAUGAGCUGUGGCCCCUCCCCAUUCCUUUGUUAACUAGCAUCCUCCGCCACAGAGCUUGAGUAGGUGGGACAGGCACAUCCCGGUCCACCGCAGUAACUUUCUAUUGUACAGCUAAGAUAGCCAUGGCUAGAUGGAUGUUUUGUUUGUUUUUGAUAAUUCUGUGGUACUGUGAAUGGCAGUUCUAUCAGCUCAAGUACUGUGCCCUGGCCUGAUACCAACCCUCCAUUCACAGUGGGAAAUCUAGCUGUCCACUGACUGCAACGGCAAAUGAUUUCUAAAACUCAGCUACUUUUUACAGUUCUACCACAUAAAUAGCUCUUAAAAGUUAAAAAAUUCGUAGUAUUAUUUGUCAGUAUGGCUGCUGGAGUGAAAAUAAAUGUACUGGCCAUGACAUGAAAUUAUUAGUUUUUUUUUUUUUUUUUUUUUUACAAUCGGCAUUCAUUUUCCACACUGCCCCCAAGCCCAUUCUAGUCCCUCAACCACCACCACAGCGGACUGGCCAGGGGGGAGAGAACACCCCCUGAAGUGCAGCUGCGUGUUAAAUCUCCGAUACCGACCCGGGCCAUCUCUACAGCUAUACCAUCUACUGACUCCGAACACACUCCUCAGUCUGUGUGUGUAUGCAUGUCUGCAUGAGUUUGAACAACUGUGUAAGAGACUAGCCUUCAAUGCUGAAAUGUGUGUUUCUGGUAGUGACUGAUACUCGAGUGUUUGCCCAAUUAUCAGCAUGUUCAGCAAUAUUGACUUGUCUCAUCUAGGUCGGAGCUGAAGACACAGCCUUGUCUUGGGCUGGGGGAUCAUCAUAUUAUAUUAUAUGGCUAAAAAGUGGCACUUUGCGUAAACCAUUCCCUCUUCACGGCCUCCGAAAGCAAAUGUCAACACAUUUUCAGUAUGUCAUGGAUAGGAAUCUUAACAGCAACCCAAGCCAGUUAACUGUUUGCUAACCUGGAGCUGUCCAGGAAGGACGCGUGGUGCAUCGGUAAGACUCUGGAGGCAAAGCACACACUUUCAAAAGGCACCAAUCCAUUAGAUUUUAUUAAAACCAAAGGGGUCAUAUAAUUUACUUAGAAGAAAUAUAUUCCAAAGAAUUGCGUAGCGUUAACUCUUUGUCAGCAUCCAUUCCAUGUAAGGCUUGUUUAGGCUUCGUAGCCGGAGUAAGAAGUAGCAGGACUCGACAAGUGUAAUGUUAAAGUCUAAGCACUGCUGUACUGCUGUUGGCAUGCCUAGUUUCUCACAAAGACUCAGUUGCUGAUGUUAGGAAAGAGUAGUAUUAAACAUGACCUGAAGGUGUUAUAAGAGGUGGAGGUCACCCGGAAGCCUCUCUUCACUCACUCGUCAAACGUUUCAAAACCAUGGAUACGGUCUGAAGUGCCGUUUAAACUGCUUUGCUUGUUUUGACAAUUUGACCGGAAUUGACUUUUUGUGUGUAACAUUUGUGUAGGCAAGUGUACGAGAACGGUAGGGAGGUUUUUGUGAUGACAUGUGUCUCUUAACCUCGGUAAUGCAUGUGCUGCCCCUGUCAUUCACUUCAACAUCUAUGGCACUUACUGUUUUAAGGGGAAAGUAUGCUAAGGUGUGUGUGUGUGUGUGUGAGUCUGUGUGGGUGCGCGUGUGUGUGUGUGUACUAGUACAAAUGUGUGUGUGCAGGUCUGACUUCCGUAUGCCUGUAUGCAUUUAUUUGUGUGGGCCAAAUCAGUCCUUCACAGCAAAGUGUGAGUCAACAAAUGAACAAAUAAAAAUGAUUUGAGGUAA
Molecule: messenger RNA, 3641 nt
Organism: Lampris incognitus (smalleye Pacific opah)
Lineage: Eukaryota; Metazoa; Chordata; Actinopteri; Lampriformes; Lampridae
Gene: ppm1bb
Product: protein phosphatase, Mg2+/Mn2+ dependent, 1Bb
Exons: 6
Coding region: 361-1833 (490 amino acids)
Biological process (GO): positive regulation of canonical NF-kappaB signal transduction; negative regulation of canonical NF-kappaB signal transduction; positive regulation of canonical Wnt signaling pathway
Cellular component (GO): nucleus; cytosol
Molecular function (GO): protein serine/threonine phosphatase activity; manganese ion binding; magnesium ion binding
Source: RefSeq, a predicted model, not a curated record